AUCCCAACUUGGCCCCUAAGUUGAAUCACUUUCCCGUUCUGGAUUAAAAAUGGCGGAAACAGAGGGGAAGUUGAUUCGGCCUUUGAGAUCGCAGAUAUUAGACCUUCCCCCCAGUUGCAUCGAAUUUUGCCCUGCACAUCCCUCUUACUUCCUUGUCGGGACUUACUUUCUCCAACGGGAAGUUGAGAACGCCGGUUUAGACAAUGCGGGUGCGGGAUCUAAUCCUGGGGACGAUGAUCAAUCUCGUCGGCAGAAGCAGCCGCAGAGCCGCAAUGGCAGCAUCAUCGUAUUUCGAAUCGCGGAUGGAGACGUAACUCUUGUUCAGACCAUGGCCCAACCCUCGGCCAUCCUAGACCUCCGGUUCAACCCCCACGAGGCGAGGCAUGACAUCUGCGCGGCUGUCUCGAGCACUGCUACACUCGCACUGUUUAAACUGUCCCCUGACGAGGGACAAACCUUGAAGCACCUAAACACCAUGGACAUUGCAGCCAUGUCCAAUGGAAAGAUCGAACCGGCACCUGGGGAGGAGAUCAUCUUCACCUCGUUUGGCUGGCAUCCGUCACAGGCGGAUCUAAUGGCUGUUACCACCUCCACUGGACAUGUGUACCUUGUGCGCCUCGCAACAUAUGAGGGCAAGUGGGAGCUAAGCACAGAGCCUUUCAUUACGCACACGCUUGAGGCUUGGUGCGUGGUUAUUUCUCCCAGUCCCACCGUUACAAUGCCGCCAGGUGAGGUGGAAGAAUCGGGCCAGUCGUCUUUCAAGGUAUACUCCGGAGGCGAUGAUUCUAUGCUACGCUCCAGGAGGUGCAAUUGGAGCGAAGGCGGCUUCAUCCAAUUCCACCCCGCCUGCGAAUCAAGAGGCCAUGAUGCUGGAGUCACGGCCAUCCUGCCUCUACUCGUGCAAGACGACGGGCACGAACUAGUUGCUACUGGAAGCUACGACGAGCAUAUCAGACUGUUUUCGUUUCCGCCCUUCGGCCGGCCGAAGAAGCUCGCCGAGAGCAGACUAGGAGGCGGAGUUUGGCGGUUGAACCUGGUUGACUCGGAUACCACCCCAAGCCCUAGCUACAUCUGGAGAGCCAGAAUUCUAGCUUCUUGUAUGCAUGCAGGUGCAAGGGUCCUCGAGGUGUUGCAAACGCUGGAUGGCGAGUAUCGAUUCGGGAUUCUUGGCCGCUUCGAGGAGCACAAGAGCAUGAACUACGGAAGCGAUUUCCAGCCAGGGUCGAAGGGCAAGUUGUCAGUUGUCUCUACGAGCUUCUAUGACAAGCUGUUGUGCUUAUGGGAAUUCGAGUUUUCUUGAGCCAAGGAAGUCCUAGAAUUCAUUGUCUUGGUUUUUGGAUUUCUUUUCUUUCCAUGUCUUUUCAAGUAUGUGGCCCGACUUGCCUGCAGAGCUGCGCAAGAGAUACGCCGAAACACCGAGGCAGAAUUUACCAGAAUACCCCCCAGCUCCUGGUCAACGUGUGACGCAAUUUCCUUCGCCGCUUUCCUUUGUCAGGCCGGGU
Messenger RNA from Thermothelomyces thermophilus ATCC 42464, 1502 nucleotides. RefSeq lists its product as uncharacterized. NCBI's taxonomy places the organism in Eukaryota, Fungi, Ascomycota, Sordariomycetes, Sordariales, Chaetomiaceae. Bases 329 to 1300 code for a protein of 323 amino acids. The record is from RefSeq and is a predicted model, not a curated record. The transcript has 2 exons. Gene Ontology annotation, molecular function: protein binding.